GGCCCCGCACCGGUACAGCAGCCACAGCGGCUGGUGCAGCAGAUACCGGCCAGGUACACGACCGCAGCUGCGAACAUCAGGAAUAGGCCACCCGGCGUGGCACUAACAUCAGCAGGCAUCGUCUGCGUCUCGCAGGCGCAAGUCAUGACACCGCCUCAGUCCUUGGGCGUCAAAAUAGUGCCCGCCCCCACCGUUUCCUCUGUCACCCAACAGCUGGCCAUACAGACUGCUCCCAUGACGGUCGGCGGUCAUGAUGCUGCCAGCGUUGUGCCCCAAAUGUCCCCGGACACGGCCAAGAAAAAGUGCAGAAACUUUUUCUCGACACUGAUUCGCCUCGCCAGCGACCAGCCUGAGAACACGGCCGCGAACGUAAAGCGCCUAAUUCAGGGGCUCGUCGACGACACGAUGCAACCCGAAGAGUUCACUACCAAGUUAGAGAAAGAACUAAGCUCUAACCCACAACCGUGCCUGAUCCCAUUUUUACGCAAGAGUCUUCCUUUACUGAGGCACGCAAUGCUGACAAACGAACUCUCCAUCGAUGGCAUUCGUCCUCCACCACGCAGCGCCCUCUGCAUACCGACGCAUUCCCCUCCUAUCGCGCGUAGCCUGCAGAAGACCGCCGCAGCCAGGGCGUUGUUGCCACGUACCGCAGCCGCGCAGCUUCAGAUGAUCCCCCAGAGCGCUCUAGCAGCCGCUCAAAUGGCCGGUCCCGUCGAUCUGCAGGGCCUGCUCAUCCAGCAACAAAGGCUCACAGCAUCCGUCCGUGCAGCGCCCGGCGGCAUCGUCGCACCAGGAGGCGGCAAGAGCCUGCUGUUGGCCAGGCCUCCCAACUUCGUCGCCGCUCUUCCGCCUACCACUGGCGGCGUCUUACCUUUCAAGGUGCCGGCUCCCGUGUCGACGGCGCCGCAGCCGAAGGGCCCCCUCUCCGCAUCGACCGGAAGCAUUGGCGGCGGCGGAGGGGCAAGCACAGCGAAAGAAAAGCGAUCCGCGGGGCCAGCGUUGAUUGACGAGGACAUCAAUGACGUCGCCACCAUGGGAGGUGUCAACGUGGCCGAGGAGAGUCAGACGAUCCUCUCUACCGGCACUGGCGACGACGGCUCUGAGGUACAAGCGCGCUCUUGCAAGGACGAAAACUUCCUCUUCACCGCCGCGCUGCACAAGAGGAUCAGUGCCCUGGCCGCAGUCCACGGCAUCGACGAGGUGCCGGACGACGUCGUGGCCCUGGUGUCCCACGCGACCCAGGAGCGCCUGAAGACGUUCAUCGAGAAGCUUAGCGUGAUCGCCGAGCACCGGCAGGAGAACGCUCGCAGCGAUCCGCGCUGCGAGGUCACGCAGGACGUCCGCCAGCAGCUGCGCUUUCUGGAAGAACUGGAGCGGGCCGAGAAGCGGCGUCACGAGGAAGAGGAGCGCGAAAUGCUGCUCAGGGCGGCGCGGAGCCGAUUGAGGGCCGAGGACCCCGAGCACCUGAAGCUGAAGCAGCGAGCUCGAGACAUGCAGAGGGCCGAGAUGGAAGAGGCGAGGCAACGCGAGGCCAACGUGACAGCGCUUCUUGCCAUCGGAAACCGUAAGCGGCCCAUGCCUGUCGCAACACCGGGUGCAGUGCCUGGGAAGCAGCCGACCCCUUACAUUACUCAUGUGUACAGGCCUCGACUGAAGCGGGUCAGCACGCGAGACGUGCUGUUCCUCAUGGAGCAAGAACGGAACAAGUUCCACCGCGAGUUCAUCUACAAGGCGUACAUGAAGUUCUGAACAGACUUUCUUUGCAUCCUUUGUCAUCAAGUGACUUCUGUGCAUGCAUUUGGCAUGCACUUUUCUGCUUUAUUGUUGUUACCACAUCUUGUUGUCCAUAAAAGGGUUCAUGUACCAGUGCGAAACGUGUUCUUUUCGGGGCAAAAACGCAAACAGCGCGGACAGAUUCCCUUUAAGAGCAAGUACGUACUUAUGUGAAGGCCGCCGAGCGGGUGUUGGUGAAUAAAAUAACAUACAUAUUAUUCGACGCG
Molecule: messenger RNA, 2000 nt
Organism: Dermacentor silvarum
Lineage: Eukaryota; Metazoa; Arthropoda; Arachnida; Ixodida; Ixodidae
Product: transcription initiation factor TFIID subunit 4
Exons: 1
Coding region: 145-1749 (534 amino acids)
Biological process (GO): DNA-templated transcription; transcription initiation at RNA polymerase II promoter
Cellular component (GO): transcription factor TFIID complex
Molecular function (GO): RNA polymerase II general transcription initiation factor activity; protein heterodimerization activity; DNA binding
Source: RefSeq, a predicted model, not a curated record